AAAAACACGCCACGGGGACAAAUUGUCAGCGUGGUUAAAAGUACCGCGUGUACCGUUUAUUGUGCUCCGGAUUCUUCUCUAACGACGUGCAUUGGCAAGUUGUGCCCAACAAGGCUAAGUUAAUGACAACAUGUCAUCGGCGUCGACCAACUUCUUCCCUUAUUUCAGAGCUCUGCCGUGUUAGUUUGCCUGUUUCCCAACCGCUUGUUUUGGCUGCCCUGAAAUAAUAACGAAGGCACGCCUGUUUUAAAAUAUGGAAGUUGGAGAGGGUCGUUCAGUUCCCCCUUGAGGCGCGAGGAUUUUCUUUGGCACUCAGCGAAUAGUGAUCUAUUUUUAAAUGAUCCUUUUCGUCCCCCUCCAAUACUUUUUUUCUUUUUUGCCCUAUAUUCGCUCUUAAACAACAGUGUAAUCAUUGUGUUGCCUUGAGAUGCCCUGUCGCGCUUGAAAUGCCAUCACACCAGAAGACGAAGAGGGAGGAUGGAGAGUAGGAUUUCCAGCAGCCUGCCCAUUACAUUACUUUACACAUAGGACAGAAUGAUGACUUUCCCCUCCUUUUCUCAGCUGAUUUCACACGCUUUCGCUCCCUGAGAACGAGAUGCACCAGGCUUAAUUAUUUAUUUAUUUAUUUUUUUGGUGGAAUAUUUUAUCACCACUCAUAUGCAUGAGAGAUCUAUGCCCAUUCAGAAAGGCCCAUGGAUUUUUUGGGACUGAAGAAAGUUCGUAAUCCGGAUCGAAUGUACAGAUCAGCAGUGUGUUAUGCUGGCCAUGGUCCACCUAAGAGUAUCAGUGAUGACACAGAGACGAACAAUGAACAUGGACAUUUGAAAAUAUACCUGCCCAAGAAGCUGCUUGAAUGUCUACCAAAAUGCACGUCGCUGCCGAAGGAGAGGCACCGGUGGAACACUAAUGAGGAGAUUGCAGCUUACUUGAUAACAUUUGAAAAGCAUGAAGAGUGGCUAACAACAUCCCCUAAAACAAGGCCGCAGAAUGGGUCGAUGAUACUGUACAACAGGAAGAAGGUGAAGUACAGAAAGGAUGGUUACUGCUGGAAGAAGAGGAAAGAUGGGAAGACCACGAGAGAGGAUCACAUGAAACUGAAAGUGCAGGGCGUUGAGUGUCUGUAUGGCUGCUACGUCCACUCCUCCAUCAUCCCCACCUUCCACCGCAGGUGCUACUGGCUGCUCCAGAACCCUGACAUUGUGCUUGUCCACUAUUUGAAUGUUCCAGCCAUCGAGGAUUGUGGGAAACCAUGCGGACCCAUCCUGUGUUCCAUCAAUACGGACAAGAAAGAAUGGGCCAAAUGGACCAAAGAGGAGCUGAUUGGACAGCUAAAGCCCAUGUUUCAUGGCAUCAAGUGGACUUGCAGCAAUGGGAACAGCAGCUCUGGCUUCUCAGUGGAGCAGCUAGUGCAACAGAUUCUGGACAGCCACCAAACUAAGCCGCCUCCCCGGACUCACAACUGCCUCUGCACGGGUACCCUGGGUGCAGGGAGCAGUGUACACCACAAAUGCAACAGCGCCAAACAUCGCAUCAUCUCCCCUAAAGUGGACCCCCGUUCUGGGGGCUACAGCAGUGCACACUCUGAGGUACAAAACAAUGAUGUGUCUGAAGGGAAGACUGAACACAGUGGCCACGGUGGAGGAAAAGGCUCUGGGGGAGGAGGCGGAGGGGGCACUGCCAGGGAGAAACGCAAUGGCAAAGUCCACAAGCCUGUCCUUCUGCACCAGAACAGCACAGAGGUGUCAUCCACCAACCAGGUGGAGGUCCCUGACACCACGCAGAACUCCCCGGUGUCCAUCAGCAGUGGCCUCAACAGCGACCCAGAUAUGGCCGACAGCCCCGUGGUGACAGGGAUGACCCAUGUACCCUCUGUCAUGUCUGGCCUGUCGCAGAGUGUCUUUAUGUCUGAGGUCACUGGAGAACCCGUCUAUAGCAUGUCUCCAACUGGAGGUCCCAAUGCUCACCUGAUGGGUGCAGACGCCUCCUCACAGGGCUUGGUGCUGUCCAUGACCGCUGAUCGACACAAAUUUGCCUUCCCCGGAGGAGGAGGAGGAGUAGGGGAACCUGGGACUACCACGGCAGGAGACGGGCUGUCCAUGUUGUCUACAGCGGGUGUGUCUGAAGAACUGGUGCUAACCAGCAGUCUCGAUACUGGAACCAUCAAGAUUCCAGAAACCAAUAUGAACUUUGAUCCUGACUGCUUCUUGAACAACCCCAAACAGGGCCAGACCUACGGCGGCAGCGCUCUGAAGACAGAGGGCAACUCGUCCUCAACAUCCUCUUCCUCCAGUGGCAGCAGUAGCACCAACGGGAGUCUCCAGCGCUCCCCCGACAUGUCAGACAACAGCUACCCCUUCAGCUCAGCUCUCGUAAAAAACAUCAAGACAGAAGACACAUCAUUUGAACAGCAGAUGAAGGAAAGUGGUUACCAGGUCGGGGGAGUAGUGAACUGCGGUGGAGGGGUGUCAUCUGGUGCUGGAUCAGGUCAGGGGAGCCUUAGUCUGACCCCAACAGGCUCUCUGCUUCCUUCAGGAGGGGGGCUUAGUCCCAGCACCACUUUAGAGCAGAUGGAUUUUAGCGCCAUUGAUCCCAAGCAAGAAUAUACUUCUAGUGCUACCACAGUGAACUAUGGGCAGGCCAUUCCUAGUCCACAUAUGCAACACCAGAACCGUUCGCCCACCUUCUUCCUGCAGGAUGCUUCUCAAGCCAGCCAAACGCAGCAGGGCAGGUCAAACAUGGGCCAGAAAUCACAUCUGAUGGAGCACAACUCCCAUGACACUGGGGCUUAUAUGGGACUGCAAGUGGUAAAAACUGAGUCUCCUGGUAGCAAUGGCCACCUUCAUCAUCACCAUCAGAGCCAGACGCAGCACAGGGCCAAUUGCAACAGAGGUUCCCCCACAGAGGGGUCCGGCCAGGCAACUUCUCUCCAGCUGCUGCAGUACCAGGGGCCGUUUCCUGGGCUGGGGACGGAGCAUGAAGAGGUUGCCGGUCUAGAGCAACCAAGUAACGUGAAUCCAGCUCAGGCUGGAGCCACGGAGAAUGGAGGUAAGAACCUCCUCAAGCCAGGGGAUCACAUUCAGGCAUGUGGAGCUGGAAGCAGAGAGGGAGGGCGAACAGAGCACUACCUGCAACAGGCUUCAGAUGGUAGCAGCGGAGGGGCAGUUGCUACAGGCGAAGGAGUAACAAUGCAUAAUGGAAACAGUGAUGGUAGCAACCGCACCCAUCAGCUACAACCUCUUCUCCAAGGCACAAGUAUGGUGCAGGGACUUUACAACGCAGUGGGAGCCCAUCAAGGUCUGACCGGAGCCGCUAAUAAUGGAGGCGCAGGCGGAACCGGCAUGGAAAUAAGUCUGGACCACUUUGACAUAUCUUUUGGUAACCAGUUCUCUGACCUCAUCAAUGACUUCAUCUCAGUGGAUGGCAGCGGCACCGCCAUGUCUGCUGGAGGGGCCCUGUACGCUCACCAGCUAGUCACAGCUCACAACACCGAGAAUCAGAACACAGCCGGUGGGCCCCCCCAACAGGGCCAGGAGGAUGGCGGAGCCAGGGGCUCGGGCUACAGCCCCUCAGAGCUCUGCCUUCAGCCUUGUUGCAGUCCUCAGUCUCUGAGCGGAGGGGCGGGAGCAGGAGGCAACACCGGAGACGCUGGAUCGUUGUCCUACAUGAAUGUUGCAGAGGUCGUCUCAGCAGCUGUCGCUCAGGGGGCUUUGGGGAUGUUACAGGCCACUGGCCGACUCUUCAUGGUCACUGACUACUCCCCAGAGUGGUCCUACCCAGAGGGUGGAGUGAAGGUGCUUAUUACUGGUCCAUGGCAGGAGGCCAGCUCAAAUUACAGCUGCUUGUUUGACCAGAUCUCGGUUCCAGCCUCUCUCAUCCAGCCAGGCGUACUGCGUUGCUACUGCCCAGCUCAUGAUACAGGUCUGGUGACGCUACAGGUGGCCAUCAGCAACCAGAUCAUCUCCAGUUCUGUGGUGUUUGAGUACAAAGCUCGGGCUCUCCCUUCACUGCCAUCCUCUCAGCACGACUGGCUCUCACUGGAUGAUAACCAGUUCAGAAUGUCAAUCCUGGAGCGCUUGGAGCAGAUGGAGAGGAGGAUGGCAGAGAUGGCCAGCCACCAGCAGACGAGCAGUGCGGGGAGUGGCGGAGCUGGAGGAGGAACAGGAGGAGGGGGUGUGGGUGGGGGAGGAGUAGGUGGAGGCAGUGGAGGAGGGGGCGGUGGAGGGACCAACACUCAGUCACAGUGUGCAUCUGGCCAGACGCAGGCCAGCAGCUCCUUUGAGAGUCGUGUCGUCGUGGUCUGUGAGAAGAUGAUGAGCAGAGCUUGCUGGGCCAAGUCCAAACAUUUAAUCCACUCCAAGACCUUCAGAGGGAUGACACUCCUUCACCUGGCGGCUGGCCAGGGCUACGCCACCCUUAUCCAGACACUCAUCAAAUGGCGUACUAAGCAUGCUGAUAGUAUCGAUUUGGAGCUAGAAGUGGACCCUCUAAAUGUGGAUCACUUUUCCUGCACGCCCCUGAUGUGGGCAUGUGCGCUCGGUCAUCUAGAGGCCGCGGUGGUCCUGUAUAAAUGGGACAGACGGGCCCUUGCCAUCCCAGAUUCCUUGGGUCGCCUGCCCCUGUCAAUCGCUCGCUCUCGUGGCCAUACCAAGCUGGCCGAGUGUCUGGAGCAACUGCAGAGGGAAGAGCAGCAACCGCCAGCCCCCAUACCACCCACAACUCGCAUGUCUUUCUCCCCGGCCCCUGACGUGCCCACCUCUGACAGCUGGAUGGUCAGCUGGGCAAAUGACAGCAUAGUAGCACCCAGUGGCAAGAAAGGAGGUCCUGCUAACACAAUAACCACACCCAGCACGACCAGCCCCAACCCAGAUUUAAGAAGGCCAAGAUCAGAACCUUCUAACUGCUACAGCACCGAGGGCCAAAGAGACCUCCCACUAGCUAAAAAACAUAAACCUAACCCGGAAUUAUUUCAUAAUCGACCCGACAAGCCCAUGUCUGUUCCUCCGAGCCUGGAGCAGCAACAGCUCCACAAACUCUCCUCUGGCGCCAAGAGCCUGUCCUCGGAAGGCCUGAGUGCAGACAAAGGUCUGCCGACCGGAGGCAGUACUGGGACCACCCGAUGGACCUCCAGGGAGAAUUUCUCCCACAGCGGCCUAGGGAAGAAAGCUCUUGGGAUGAGUGGGGGCAGCAGUCUAGGAAAGGAGAAGCUGGUGAGCCGACUGCGGCAGAGAGAACAGCUAGGCAUGCUUGUCAUGGCGGACAGAGAAAUGGCAGAUUCAGAACUGAUAUCGUAUCGAGAAGAUCUGGAGAACCACGACUGCCUCACACAGAUGGAUGACCUACAGGUAAAUAUGAUGACUCUGGCAGAGCAAAUCAUUGAAGCGACACCGGAAAGAAUCAAGAGGGAGAAUUUCAGUGCUGCAGACUCUGGGCCAUUAGACACGUCAGCAGUCAGCACCACCAUGAACUGGUUAGCCAGCUACCUGGGAGAUGUAGAACAGCUGCCAAGCAUCAUACACCUACGAUCUCUGUACAAUGAACCACUGACACCAUCAUCUAACCCUAACCUGAGUCCUCGGGGGUCUCCGCUUAGAGAGGGCCCGUUGGAGAGGUCUGUGGUCCCCUCCCCGUCUGACUGGAGUGAGUUCAUCAACGCCUCCAACAGCAAAGUGGAGCGAGACCUGGCCCAGCUUACUCUGUCAGAUCCAGAGCAGAGAGAGCUGUACGAGGCUGCCCGAUUGGUCCAAACUGCCUUCCGCAAGUACAAGGGGCGGCCUCUCCGGGAGCAACAGGAAGUAGCGGCUGCUGUUAUACAACGUUGCUACAAGAAAUACAAACAGCUAACAUGGAUAGCCCUAAAGUAUGCACUUUAUAAGAAGAUGACGCAGGCCGCCAUCCUUAUCCAGAGUAAAUUUCGCAGCUACCACGAACAGAAGAAGUUCCAGCAGAGCAGGAGGGCGGCUGUGCUCAUUCAGCAAUACUACCGCAGCUACAAGGAGUUCGGCAAGCUAAAGCCCCAUCACCGUGGGGCUGCUGCUGCCCUGGUGCAGCACAAGCUGAGAGGGAGUCUGCUCACCAAGAGGCAGGAUCAGGCUGCCAGGAAGAUUAUGAGGUUCUUACGACGCUGCCGUCACAGCCCCUUGAUGGACCAUAGACUGUUCAAGCGGGGUGAAAGAAUUGAAAAGGGCCAAGGAACAUGAGACCCCUCAGAAGAGCCCCCUAGCGAUGUGACAUCUUUCUCCGGACUCCUCUUUUCUUUUUUGUUUGUACCUGAGACAUUUUACAAGAGAACAGAACAAGAAAAGAAAAAAGAAAAAAAAAGAAAAAACAUCAGUUCAAGCACUGCUGUUAUUACUACUAGUAGAGCAGUGUAACAGGUUCAACUACGAUUACAUUGCACACAGCUAAUGUUUUUUUUUCAACAUGUGUAUUCUUUCCACUGACUUGGUGACCUCUGCAGGAUUAUAAAUUAAAAAGAACUGGGGCGACGGGUGCAGAACAUUGGCUUCAUGGCAUCUUUUGCACUUUUCCAUGGACUGCUUUUUUUCCUGUUUUCUUUUUAGCUACGAAGACGUUUUGGACGGCGAUGAGAGACGACGGACGACAGGUGGGAUGAAAGUUGGGGCUGUUGCAGAAAAUCUCAAAGGACAAGGAGACCAUGCGGAAACACUCUAGGCUCUUAUUGUGCUUCAUGUUUUUUUAUGGCCACACAUCACUCAAAGAGAGAUUUUUUUAACAUACUAAUAACCCACAUACCCACCUUUAACCCUCUGCUUGUGAUUUAACAGUAUCCACUUUAGCUUAGCAUCCUUUCCAGUCCUGCUUUGCUCUACCCCCACCAAUCUGCCCACCUGGGUGGAGCUACAAAUGAAUGUAGUGGGGUGUAAACAUUCAUGCUGAAGAUGAUUGGGGAUAAAACAUUUUCUUUUAAAAAGAUACUAUGCUUUAUUGUAUAUAUACAGUCCCUUUAUUACUUGAAUUUGUUUCAUAUCGUCCAAUGUAUUCCUUCCUUCAUGUCCAAUGUAUUGGUGAGCUGUAUCUUCAGGCUAUAUGUUGUUAACUCCUACCAAGAAAAAAAAAAUGCAUGACUUCUAGACAAACAAAGUCUUUGUGUGAUUAUGGUCUAGUUCCUCGGUCUUUUCUUUUCGGAUUUUCAUUUUUCUUUCCACAUUGCCCUUCAUAGGAGCCUUUAUUAUUUCUGUAAUUAAGCUAAUCUCUGCGUUUUCCCGGUUGCUUUGUUUUUUCGUCUCGGUUGUUGAGUUGGUUGCCUCUCUCAUCGAGGGGAUCAAAACGUUCAUAUUUUGUGUUGUAACCCUUAAAGUCAUGGAGGUUAGUGAUGUUCUUUACCGGUAAACUCCAGAACCUCUGCAGGCUUUUUGAGGGGAAGAUCACAUACAUUGCCUUGACGUCUUAGAGAUUCUUUGUGGGGUCCCUAAGCUUGUCCCAAAAUAGGGGUUUGACAAAUCCAUAUUUUUUGACAAUUGAGUGAUUUUCUGUAUAUAAAACGAAGGCUGCAAGUAUGUAGGGGGGAAAAUGAACAUGUUCCCUUACAGGGAUUGUAUUUUAGAAAUAUAUUAUUUUAUUCAUUAAAAAUGGGUCGAAAACAGGUACAAGACAAAAACAGAAUAUUUGUAUAGUUUUGUUUGAAUGCUGAAGAAGUAUGGUUCUAUUGUUUGUACAUACUGUAAAUAUCUGGGAUCAAGAUGAGCUAAGUGCAUGAAAAUUAUGAACAGAGUUAAAAGGGGGGGAAAAAACUAAAGCAGUAGUGGCUAUGCUCUGUAAAAUUAAAAAUAUUUCACUAUUAGAGUAUUUUACUUUAUUUUGAUUGUUCCGGAGACAAACAUUUUGCUAAAGCAUGAUAUUAUUGCAUAUGAAAAGGUUAAAAAAAUAACGUAUUUAGUGUUAGGAGAGGUCUUUAAAAAUUAUCUUAAAUCCACUAUAUUUACUUUCAUUUUUUUUCUCUCAUUAUCUGUUUAGUUUGGGCUCCCAAGAAACUUUUGCCAAUGGUGCCAAGGUAUACGAUUGCUAUGAAGCUUAAGAGUUUAUUUGAGUUCAUGUUUUGCAGGACAGAUAAUCAUACAGUGAAAUACACACUAAGGAAUGAAAACCAUAAUAUCACGACUGGCUGAGGAUUGAAGAAAACCGAACUUGCAAAGGGACUCAUAUUCAAACAGAGGGCCUUUUAGUGUAAGUUAUUCAUGUUUCCACCAUCCAUAUAUGUGGAGUUCAUCUCCUAUUAUACCAUAUCUGAUAUGUGCUUGAUUUUUGUUGCCAUUGAAAAUGGAAUGUGAUGCUUACUGAGGUAUCUUAUCUGAACUUAAAGAUUGUAGAUGGAAGCCUUUCCCAUUUGGAUCCUAACAAAGUAAUCCAAGCUCCUGUUUUCUAUCACUGAAACAGAUGGACUUCAUUGCCUCAGCUGUGCAAUCUGAUGCGCCAAGCUUUAAUUUACCAUUCGUAGACGAAUAUAUGUAAAAUGAUGGUAAGAUGAACUGGGAAUUACGUAUUGCAAACAUUUGUUUAUUAAGAAAUCUUUCCAGUCGUGGUUGCCAAAAGUGGAUCUUGUAAUCUGCGGUGAGGCACUAAACUUUGUGACGUUAAAGGAAAAACAAUAAUAAGAAAUGGGACCAUGACAAAUAAUUUCCAAACUUUUUCUCUUAUCAGCAUCACACAUAUUAUGCCAAAUUCAACUGAAAAACAAAGCAAACAGAUAAAAAGUACUUUAAAGUCGCAAGAACUGUGCACACGUUUAAAUUAAUACUUUGAAUGCUGAAAUUGAGCUAAAAGACGUUUCAACUUUCGCCAUGUCUCACCUUAACUUCGCAAUAUUUGCCAACUCCACCGUACCUUGACAAAAAGUCUCAAAAUAAUAAAGAUAUAUCUUGGCCACCGCCUUCUUCAGUUGAACCCACAGAUUUAGUCCAGGACUCUGGGCCUUUUAAAAACAAUCUGACGAAAAGCAGCCCCGCAUCAUGAUGCUGCCAACCCCCAUCUGUAGUGUAUUGCAGUGUGCUUUUGGUGAUGUACAAUGUUGCUUUUGUACCACGCAUACCUUCUAGAAUCGUCAUUAAGACAUUUCCCCAGACAGUUUUAAGAGGUUUUGAACCAGGACUAGAUGUUCUCUUUGAAAGAAGCCGCUACUGUUUUGCAACCCUACUUGCACAGUUAUGCUUAAAUUACUCAUACCCCUGGCAGAUUCAGCCUUAAAGUGGUCUUUUUUUUAAAAAAACUAACAUGUUUCUCAUGACUAGAAGUAAAGCUGAGGUUUUGAAUUAGCCAAGGCAGAGUUCCAAAUUGAAACUUAUAGAGAAUCUGUGGAGGGAGCUAAAGAUUCGGGUAAUGGCAAGCAGGGCUUCCAACCUCAAAGACUUGACGUUCAUCGGGCAAAGAUAAAUCACCAGAAUACCAGCAAAAACAUGCAAAAAGCUGGUCAGCAAUUAUAAACACUGUUUGAUUGCUGUAAUUUAAAGUUGUCCAGUAACCUGACAUGUUUAUGAUAGAAAGUUGGAGUACCUGCAGAGAACCCAGCCAUGCGUGGGGAGAACAUGCAAACUACACUCAGACUGAUCAUAAGCCUAAAAAUAGAUUUUAUACAACCAAUCCAAGGCAUGAACCCAAGGCUUAAUGUUGAAAUAAGAUCAAAAGGUAUUUGAGCAAAGUAUUAAUUUAAGGCUGUGCCCACUCAUGGAACCGGGUAACUAGGUUUUUGUUAUUCAUUGUAACAGAUUUGUUUGUUUUUCAGUUGAAUUUUUUUGGCUCAUAUUAAAGGAAUGUAACACAAAUGAUUUAGCGUAGUCUAAUUUUUCACAUCACACAAACCUGGCAUUUAAACAAUUUUAUGAUCCGCUAUGUAAAAGAAAAAUGGAGUUGAAAAACCGGGGGGGCAGCUGAACGUGGCUCUGUUUCUCUGAAAGCACACCUGCAACGUGAACUGUCAAAGGUGCUAAUGUGAUUUUAGGACAGCACUGGAAGAUCUCACACAUGUCCAUGAAAAGUCAAUAAGCUAAAAUGACUGUAAUAUAUUGUGUGUAAAUUCUAGCAGUAGUGUUUCUUAUGAAACACUGGACAAUAUCAAAACCACCUAGGAUGCUUAGAAACAAUUAGGAGUCUUUUAGGUGCCUAUUGGCUGCUGUCGAAUUCUUAUAAAAAAUACUUCUGCCAGAAAGUGUACUCUAUCCAAACAUGUGAAAAAUUCAGCCAAGUGCCACUGAAAACUUGAUUUUCAUUUAUUUAUUUAUUUAUUUAUUUUUAAGAUUAUUAGAAUAGAUUUCUCUGAUUUGAUGUUCUGGAUUGACUGGUUGUUGUCUUGUUGUUUUCCAAGUCACCUGACGUGUAAACCUUAUUUGCAGUGUUAAUGUAGAAAGUGCCUAUUCAUGUCCUCAUAACACCGGUUAGCAGAACGCAUUCAGGGCACCUGGUCUCGAGGGCGUAUGCCACAUGAUCGCCACCAUUUGUACCAUUGCACUCGCUCCCCUUGCACGUAAGAAGCAGAGCACUCCAGCUUGUCCGCGUUAUGACUUCACUUUUGUUCUUCUGCCUCUUCCAUUUUUCUACUGGAACUUUUUUUUUCUCUUUAGAUACGCCGCGACCGGGGUUUGCUGCCUUGCGCUCAUCCUCUAGGUUGUGGUUUGAAUGCAUAGCCAAUGCAAUGUUUUGGGGAAAAAAGUGAGACAAGGAUUUCUAAUGCUUGCAUGGUAAACUAGUAAACUGGGUGACAGAGCUCUAACUAUAGCAUGCUUAUUUCCUUUGGACUGGAAGUCAGAUAGACUUGCUCUAAGAUACAAUGUUUGCGAAACAGUGAGCAGCUGGUUUGGUGUAACACACAAGGGGAACUGUGAUCGUAGGGAAGGAGGGGGGGGGGCCCAACCCUGCAAAUUAAGCCAAUGAUCAGUAAUCGGUAGCUGCUGAUGUUUUCAUGGCAGAGCAUGAGGACAGAGUUAUGUUUCGCAACAGGUUUCUUCGAUGUUUCAUUUGCUUUUUGUUGUUCAUUUAGACUCAGUCAGUGUACCACCAAAUUCACUUAUGGGACAGAUGGAAACAUAAGCAUUUAGCGUUGUUUAACCUCCCUUUUGUAUUUUACUCAGGGUGCCAAAAUGGGGAGGAGGAAACAGAGCAGGACAUGUGUUUCACAUCAGAGGAAGCUGAAACUGAAAAUACAAAUGGUUAGAAAAACAAUAAGGAACGGAUUGGUUUCAUUAUAAAAUCCCUAAAGUGAAUUUAGAAAUUUCCUCUCAGCAAUCCUGAACUGGUGGAACCCUGAAAUAGAGUCCGCUCACAUGUAGCUCUUUGAGAUGAAUGAUUUUUCUUUUAUGAAAACCUGCUUUAAUUUAUAUAAGUGACAAAAUGUAGAGGGUACUUAAGAUUAAGUGUAGUUCUGUGAAAACUGCAACUACAGAUCUUGUUUUUACUGCCAUUUCUGAGUGGGAUGAUAGGCACACUUGGUUAGCACACAGGAUUUAUCAGUUUUAAGACGUUCUGCAAAUUGACCUGAGAAUCUGCCUUUCCUCCUCUUCCUUUUUCCGACGCACCCGAACCGCAGAAAGGUAGGCACAUCAGGGCAACAGAACAGAAACCCGUUUUGCAGUAUGAUCCACGUGUUGACACGGAGCAAUAAAGAAACUAUUUUGUGGAGCCCUUACAGGCCUAGCAAAGUUUAAAAUGACUGGACACGUGUAGUCGACUUACUCUUUAUGCAAAUGCCAGUAUUGCAAGACAAGCAUUCAGUAGUUUAUUGACAGCAAUUAUAUGGCACCCUUUACAGAAUUGCACGUUUUCAUCAAUUCCAAACUGAAGAGAAGAAAAAAAGGCCCUGCUUUGAUAGAAAGUCACGGGUCCUCGACACUUUGCAUGUGAACUAGUGUUAGAUCUCUUUUCCUCUCCUCUAUAGCUGUCUUUCUCUCUGUCUUUCCCUGUUAUGUGACCCUAGUUUUCUCCGCUCCCCACCCUUAAAAAAAUGUUCAUCUCCUCUCGGUUCUCCCAAUGUGUUAUGCUUUCCUCCUUUUUCUUCCCUUUUCUUGUUUGUAAGUUUUAUUUUUGUAAUUGUGCAUGUACAAGCGUCACUGACUCAAUGGAUAUGUUUAAAAAAAAAAGAGAUUUCUGCUGCUGAAGCCAUGCAAAACAUUUUGAAUUGCCCUUAAAAUAUGGAAGAUGUUUUCUGAAUGCUUUAUAUUCUUUCUGCUGUAAAAUAAUAAAAAAAGGUAAAAACUAAGAAAACUUGA
This is a messenger RNA of Fundulus heteroclitus (mummichog), 12212 nucleotides long. RefSeq names its product calmodulin binding transcription activator 1a (gene camta1a). The transcript is spliced from 24 exons. Gene Ontology annotation, cellular component: nucleus. Gene Ontology annotation, molecular function: double-stranded DNA binding; transcription coregulator activity; protein binding. Lineage: Eukaryota; Metazoa; Chordata; Actinopteri; Cyprinodontiformes; Fundulidae. The record is from RefSeq and is a predicted model, not a curated record. Bases 693 to 6197 code for a protein of 1834 amino acids. Gene Ontology annotation, biological process: regulation of transcription by RNA polymerase II.